AUGGAGCUUAUGAACCGUAGCUGGUCUCAACCCUCCACUCUCCUUCUAACAGGCAUCCCUGGCCUGGAAGCUACACAAGUCUGGAUCUCUGUCCCGCUGUGCGCCAUCUACCUUGUUGCCCUCCUGGGGAACUGCAUCAUCCUCUUUGUUAUCAAAACCACCCCGAGCCUUCAUGAGCCUCAGUACAUCUUUCUGUCUAUGCUGGCGGCUACAGAUCUGGGUCUGUCUUUAUCAACUCUGCCCACAGUACUCAAUGUCUUCCUCCUGAAUCUCAGGAAGAUCGAGUUCCACUGUUGCCUGACACAGAUGUUCUUCAUCCACACCUUCUCAUCCAUGGAGUCAGCCAUCCUGCUGGCCAUGGCCUUUGACCGGUUUGUAGCCAUUCGCAACCCGCUGCACUACACUGUCGUCUUAACUUCCCCUCGGAUUGUUCGCAUGGGGCUUGCAGCUGCAGGUAGGGGAGUGGCGUUGAUGGUCCCCUUGCCAAUCCUGCUCAAGCGACUGCCCUUCUGCAAAGGUGUCAUCCUAUCCCACUGCUACUGCUACCACCCUGAUGUGAUGAAGCUGGCCUGUGGCCCUGUCAGAAUCAACAUCAUCUAUGGGUUGUCCCUGGUCAUCUGCUCCUUUGGAGUUGACUCUGUGUUCAUUGUCAUUUCAUACAUCUUGAUCUUGAAAACAGUGCUGGGUAUCGCCUCAAAACAUGGUCAGCUGAAGGCACUUAAUACUUGUGUAUCUCACAUCUUCACUGUCUUCAUCUUCUACGUGCCUCUCAUUGUGCUGGCACUUAUUCAUAGGUUUGGUAAAUUCACAUCGCCUCUUCUCCAUGUCACCAUGGCCAAUCUCUUCCUCUUUUUGACUCCUGUCCUUAACCCCUUGGUUUAUAGCCUCAAAACUAAACAGAUAAGGGCAGCAGUACAUAAGAUAAUGAAGGCCAGAGGACACUUGCUCAACUAG
Molecule: messenger RNA, 954 nt
Organism: Microcebus murinus (gray mouse lemur)
Lineage: Eukaryota; Metazoa; Chordata; Mammalia; Primates; Cheirogaleidae
Product: olfactory receptor 51A4-like
Biological process (GO): G protein-coupled receptor signaling pathway
Cellular component (GO): plasma membrane
Molecular function (GO): olfactory receptor activity; G protein-coupled receptor activity
Source: RefSeq, a predicted model, not a curated record